Molecule: messenger RNA, 1522 nt
Organism: Notechis scutatus (mainland tiger snake)
Lineage: Eukaryota; Metazoa; Chordata; Lepidosauria; Squamata; Elapidae
Gene: MORN3
Product: MORN repeat containing 3
Source: RefSeq, a predicted model, not a curated record
ACAAGCUUCCUGGGACUGGGCUGAGUGUAGAUGACCGCACCAGGGCCCUGCAGUCCCACCGGGAUGGACCAGCUCAGUGCCCUGGAUUGGAGCCCCCUGAGCUUACAAUGGCCGGUCCAAGACGAGAUGCCCAUCGUCAAAUACCCCCGAAGAGUCGACCCCCUUUGGCACGAAUGGGAUCGGAAGGCGCAGAAGUGCGGGUUGAGGCACACAGUUUACGCUGUCAACGGAGACCGUUAUAUCGGAGAAUGGCUGGACAACGUCAAACAGGGCAAAGGAACACAAAUAUGGAAAAAAUCCGGAGCGAUCUACAGCGGAGACUGGAAAUUCGGAAAACGGGACGGCUUCGGGACUUACAGUAUUCCGGACCCCGUGACAAAAGAUUAUAAGAAAGUAUAUUCCGGCUGGUGGAAAAAUGACAAAAUGUGGGGCUACGGAGUGAAGUUCUACUCCGAGGGAGAGUAUUUUGAAGGCGAAUGGGCCUGGGGGAAGCGACACGGCUGGGGGCGGAUGUACUACAAAGACGGGGCCAUCUACGAAGGCCAGUGGUCCGAAGACAAACCCGGAGGCCAAGGGAUGUUCCGCCUUAAAAAUGAAAACCGCUACGAAGGCUCAUGGAAAGAUGGAAAGAAGCACGGUCCGGGAAAGUUUAUCUACCUAGACACCGGCCAAGUCUACGAUGGCUACUGGGUGGCAGACAUACCGAAGUGUGGCACCAUGAUUGAUUUUGGCCGGGAUGAAGCUCCAGUGCCCACUCAAUAUCCCAUCCCCAAGGUUGAACUGGCUGAUCCAGAUGGAGUCUUAGAAGAAGCUGUUCUGAUAUUACAGAACGCCGAACUAUUCACGUCUCAGCCUCAGAAAGAACGGGGAUGACUCAAAUACUGCAGAUAUUUCUCUGGCCAAGGUUGCUUUUUAACAGAAAGGUCUCUGAUGGAUGCUAUUCCUUGGAAUAUAUUACCCUGGCUGUCUUUUGGCCUUUUCCUUGUUUUUUUUUUUUUUCCUUCUUCCUUCCUUAAGAGGGGUAGUUUAGCAGCUGAAACGGAGGGAUGGAUAGGAGACCAAGCGGAGAUUCUCGGCUAAUUGAACCCCAAUGGAUCCUGGAUCGAUUAUGACCGUAAAGGAGUGCAGACAGUUGUGCACUUAUGACAGUUGGAACUAGAAUUUCCACGGCUAAGCAAAGCCACAGUUAAGAGAUUCACGCCUGAUUUUCUGGCCUCUUUUGCCACGGUUGUGGAAUGAAGCACGGCAGCCAUUAACUGAAUCAUGCAGUUGUUAAGCAAAUCUGGAUUUCCCCAUCGACGUUGCUUGUUGGAAGCAGGCCUGGAAAGUCUCAAAUGGGGAUUAUGUGACUCUGGGAUGGUACAACCAUUUUAAAUACCUGUUGGUUGCCAAGCCGCUGAAUUUUGAUUAUAUGGAGAUUCUGCAAUGGUAAUAACUCUGAGGAUCGGUCGUAAGUCACUUUUCUCAGUAGCAUUGUAAAAACUGUUCAACAUAUAUUCCAAGCCACAAUUCCAAGAGCCUU